UAGCUCUUUCAACUCACCCCACCAUCCAUAGAGACCACACUUAUAGACGAGAUUAUGGCACCUUCUUCUGGACGACGAGUGCCGAGCGCUGCAGAGGUCGAGGAGCGCAAUACCGUCGGUAUCAAUAAAGAAACCGUAACGAACACCGUCUCAGACGACUAUCCUGAAAACUAUGCAAACGAAGAACAUGCCUGGGACAAGGAGGAAUUCCGCCGCAAGUUCAGGAUACAGUUUCAUCAAAAUGACCAAUUCGAAUCCCAAUUCUCCCUCAUUGGCGUCGAUGCCUCCAUCGCCAAUGCUUUUCGCAGGAUAAUGAUCGCCGAGAUCCCCACACUCGCCAUCGAGACAGUUUUCGUUAAUAACAACACAUCGGUGAUCCAAGACGAGGUCCUCGCGCACCGGCUUGGCCUUAUUCCCUUCACAGGUGGCAAGAAAGGUCUGCGCGAGUUCAUGGGGUUCUGGCGCAAGCCUGGUCCCGAAGAGGACGCAUAUGCGACGACCUACGAUACAAACACGGUUAGUUUAAAGCUCGCCGCAAAAUGUACACGCAAAAAGGAUGUGCCAAAGGACGCCAGAGACCCUCUAGUGCUUUACGAUAAUGCGCACAUCUACGCGCGGGACAUAGUCUUCGAGCCCCUUGGCGGCCAAGCCAAGUGGUUUUCGGGCGAAGACACCAUCCGCCCAGUCAAUCCCGAUAUUCUAAUCGCGAAGAUGCGUCCCGGGCAGGAGAUCGAUAUCGAGAUGCACAUGCAUAAAGGCUUUGGCUGGGAUCACGCCAAAUACUCGCCCGUCGCCACCGCAAGCUACAGGUUAAUGCCAAAGAUCACAAUCCUGCGGCCAAUCCUGGGCGCCGAGGCCGAGAAAUUUGCUGGUUGUUUCAUACCCGGCGUUAUCAGUCUCGAGAAAGUGACUAAACAAGAAGCGAAGCAACAAGGAAGUGGAUACGAAGGUCACGAAGGCGAACUGAAGGCCGUCGUUAAAGACCCCAUGCGGGAUACUGUCAGCCGCGAAGCGCUGCGACAUCCGGAAUUCGAAGGCAAAGUUACGCUAGGCCGCAGAAAAGAUCAUUUUAUCUUCUCCGUCGAAAGCGCGGGGCAGUGGGAUAGCGACGAGCUAUUCAUAGAAUCCGUCAAGACGCUAAAAAAGAAGUGUGGGAUCCUGAGACCGCAGGUCACGAACAUGGUUCAAACUUUUUAAAUGGCUAAGCGCUGGCGACGGACGUUUGCAUAGGUGAGAUCGAUAAUCCCUCAGGGGUAUCUGUUCUGCGCCUAUACGAUUCGCAUAUUGAUGGCAACACAUAUAGACGUCGAUG
Messenger RNA from Xylaria bambusicola, 1312 nucleotides. Its product is annotated as DNA-directed RNA polymerase. Gene Ontology annotation, molecular function: protein dimerization activity; DNA binding. The coding region runs from base 55 to 1197 and encodes 380 amino acids. Gene Ontology annotation, cellular component: RNA polymerase III complex; RNA polymerase I complex. Gene Ontology annotation, biological process: DNA-templated transcription. NCBI's taxonomy places the organism in Eukaryota, Fungi, Ascomycota, Sordariomycetes, Xylariales, Xylariaceae. The transcript is spliced from 2 exons. The record is from RefSeq and is a predicted model, not a curated record.